Molecule: messenger RNA, 594 nt
Organism: Belonocnema kinseyi
Lineage: Eukaryota; Metazoa; Arthropoda; Insecta; Hymenoptera; Cynipidae
Gene: Cyt-b5
Product: cytochrome b5-like
Exons: 4
Coding region: 1-456 (151 amino acids)
Cellular component (GO): intracellular membrane-bounded organelle; membrane
Molecular function (GO): heme binding
Source: RefSeq, a predicted model, not a curated record
AUGAUUAAAAGUUACCUCAUUGAGAAACGCAGUCACGUUAUAGACGUUAUUGUGAAUAAUCAGCCACGUUUCCUUGCUGUCGUUGUAUUUAGCAACCUCCGCCCGAAACUUUUUUUAAAAAAAAUAAAUAAAUACUAUAAACAAAAUUGUUUAUUAAUUUUUUUAAAGCAUCCGGGUGGAGAGGAAGUUCUUUUGGAACAAGCAGGACGUGACUCAACCGAAGCUUUCGAAGAUGUGGGUCAUUCAAGUGAUGCCAGACAAAUGAUGGAACCUUAUAAAAUAGGAGAAAUAAUAGAAAAAGAGAAAACAAAAACGGACAGUAAAGUUACCAAAUACUGGGAGAGUGGAACUGUAGAAAAUGAUGACUCUAGUGGCUCCUGGAGAUCCUGGUUGAUUCCGAUCGCGCUUGGAGUUCUAGCCACUCUCGUUUACCGUUAUUUCAUCAGUGCACACUAACCGAACAACAUUCCUCGAAUACUUUUAUUUUUUUUUCCUCUUUUCUUUUUCUAUAGAGAACUUACACGCAUACGAUGAUUGUUAUUACUUUAUACAAUAAUGAAAUAAUCUUUGUUUUACGAGUGAUCGAGACAAACU